GUCUUUUAAAGAAAUGGGGAAGGAAGAUGCCCAGGAGCCACUGUGUCAGUGGUAGCUGGCAUCUUUAUAAACUUUUAAAAGUGUUUCAAGGACUUCCUGGGGCUGGUGGACUACGGGUUGAAAAUCACUGGUUUAGAAAGGGGACUCCACCACAAACAAGAAAAGUUGCCCUUUCUGUUCUGGAACAUCAUCUCUACGUGGCCACUGAAGCCAUCCUCAUCGCGCUGGUGGGGGCAACUCCUCCCUACCACUGGGAUCUCGAAGAGCUCUCGGCUAAUCAGAGCCAUAGCAACCAGUCAGCGAGUGAGCAGAGAGCCUUUGGGGAAUGGCUCCUGACUGCCAAUGGCAGCGAGGUUCAUAAGCAUGUACACUUCAGCAGCAGCUUCACAUCAAUAGCCUCUGAGUGGUUUUUAAUUGGCAACACAUCAUACAAAGUCAGUGCUGCCAGUUCUUUCUUCUUCAGUGGUGUAUUUGUUGGAGUAAUCUCCUUUGGCCAGCUCUCGGAUCGCUUUGGAAGGAAGAAAGUGUAUCUCACAGGUUUUGCCCUUGACAUCCUGUUUGCUAUUGCAAAUGGAUUCUCACCCUCCUAUGAAUUCUUUGCCAUCUCUCGCUUCUUGGUAGGGGUGAUGAACGGUGGGAUGUCACUGGUGGCCUUUGUUCUACUGAAUGAGUGUGUAGGUACUGCCUACUGGGCAUUAGCAGGAUCCAUUGGUGGCUUGUUCUUUGCUGUGGGAAUUGCCCAGUAUGCUUUGUUAGGGUACUUCAUUCGUUCCUGGAGGACUCUGGCUGUUGUGGUUAACCUGGAAGGAACAGUAGUCUUUCUCCUCUCUCUAUUCAUUCCAGAGUCUCCCCGCUGGCUAUAUUCACAAGGUCGACUGAGUGAAGCGGAAGAUGCCCUCUACCUCAUUGCGAAGAGGAACCGCAAGCAGAAGUGCACUUUUUCAUUAAAACUUCCAGCAGAGAGGAGCCCCAGAGAAGCCGGCAGUUUCUUGGACCUGUUUCGAUACAGGAUUCUCUUGGGACGCACUUUGAUCAUGAUGUUCAUCUGGUUUGUGUGCAGCUUGGUUUACUAUGGUCUUACCCUUAAUGCGGGUGACUUAGGUGGAAGUAUUUAUGCCAAUUUAGCCCUUUCAGGGUUGAUAGAAAUCCCAGCAUACCCAAUCUGUAUUUACUUGAUUAACCAAAAAUGGUUUGGUCGAAAGCGAACUUUGAGUGCAUUUCUGUUCCUGGGAGGACUGGCUUGUCUUAUUGUCAUGUUUCUUCCUGAAAAGAAAGGCACAGGAGUGUUCGCAGUGAAUAGUCGCUCUCUCUCUUUGCUGGGGAAACUGACAAUCAGUGCUGCAUUUAACAUUGUUUACAUCUACACGUCGGAACUUUAUCCCACAGUGAUCAGGAACGUUGGAAUGGGUGCCUGCUCCAUGUUUUCCCGUGUUGGUGGAAUCAUUGCUCCUUUCGUCCCUUCAUUGAAAUCUGUACAGUGGUCUCUUCCAUACAUCGUGUUUGGAGUGACUGGUCUUUUGUCUGGGCUUUUAAGUUUAUUGCUGCCAGAGACAUUAAACAGCCCUUUGCUAGAAACAAUUUCAGACCUGCAGGUAUGCUCGUACUGGAGACUGGGUGAUGAAGCCAUGUCAUUGCAAGCACUGGAUGGCUCACAGUCUGGAGACAAAGAUAGUUUUGCCAGCAGUGGAAGUGAAGAUGAGGAGUUUUACGAUGCUGAUGAAGAAACCCAUAUGAUGAAAUAAUGAAAA
Struthio camelus australis is the source of this 1748-nucleotide messenger RNA. The record is from RefSeq and is a predicted model, not a curated record. NCBI's taxonomy places the organism in Eukaryota, Metazoa, Chordata, Aves, Struthioniformes, Struthionidae.